AUGAAAACAGCAAUGAUUUCCUGCUUUUAGUUUCAGCUGUUCCAGUAGUAAUUUAAAUCAACCACGAGCAUGAAUUCUGUGCCAUCUCUUCUCCUGCAAAUCCUCUUUAUGACAGGUAAGAUUGCUUUACAUCACUUAUCCCAGAUGCAGACCAUGUGUGUUUUUUAUAUACCUGUAGGCAUUUUAUUAAACAGAUACAUAUUGUAACAAUUAUAUCAUAAUCUAGAUCAAUGUUAUAGGUCUACGCCCAAUAUUUCACUUCUGUUUCUGCUGUUGAUCCAAAAGAACGCAAAAUAACAUUUUGAAGUAAUUUCCUAAUGUUUCACAGAAAGGAAACCUUCCUUAAUGAUUCCAAUAACCAGAUUAAUCAUCGAAUCAACAAAAUGUUACUACAGCUGUUAGCUAGCCACAUCCCUCUGUAUUCUGGUUUUACAAAAAUUUUUUUUUUUUUUAAAGAAUUCAUAAUUGGAUAAACCAUUGUCUUUAUGCAGUCUUUAUUUUUCUUAUAGUAAAUAAACCAAUACUGUGCUAUAGGUGAAAUUUAUUUUCUUCAAGUCUAAAGAGAUAAUGUCUUGUUACCACAAUACGUUUGUACUGGCUCUGGAAACAUGCAAAACCUCUUGAGUCCUAUGCUAACAAUUCCAAUUGCUCCUUUCAGCUAAAAGAGGUUUGCCUUGACGUUGGCAGCUGAGCUUACAUUUUAAUGGCUGUUGUAGUGGCACUAAAAUGGUGUUAUUUAAAUGUACAUGGUGAUUUUAGUAUAUAGUAUGGCCAUUGCUGCUGCUCAAGCGUUUUCACACAGGUCAUAUUCUCUUGUGGUUUUUUUUUGUAUUCCACAUCCAUGAUAUAUUGCCAUUGCACUGUUUGUAAGGGGUUCAUAAAAAUGUAUCUUAGCAAUUAAGCAAAAGAGCUUACUCUUUAAUGGUCAUUGGAGCGGUUCUACAAACUUAUUUUGUUUUAUAUAUAUAUAUAUAUAUAUAUAUAUGGGUUUGAUAUAGUGUGCAGGUAACUUUGUUUGGUUUUGUCUAUAUAUAUCGAGCCUGAUGAAUACUAUACAGAUUGUUGCUGCUCAAGAGUAGUGGGAGUUUGAGCUAAGUGCUUAUUUCUGUGUGUUUGUAUUUUUACAGAUACAGCUGAGCUUGUUUGAUUAGUAAGAAAUUAGGUUUUUUACAACUUUGUGCUUAAAGGAAUGGUUUAACCCCUUAAGGACGGAGCCAAAUAUACAAGUUGUGAUAAAAAAUUUUUAAACAAACCACAGAAUUUGACUAAAUGUCUGUGCAACAAUAAUUUACCUCUUUCAUAUUACGUGCACCCACACUUAUUAUAUAUCGUUUUGUUCAGGAAAAACAGAGUUUUCAUUUCAUAUCAAAUAUUCACAUAUGGAACUCAAUUUUAUAACAUGACAGGAGGCUUCGUAUUUGCUUAAGUCUUUCUUUACUUAAGCUUCACAGCAGCACUUUUUUACUUAGUAACAGGGUAACCAAUCAGAAAAAGAGAUAACAAGGUAUAAGAGUCCCUCCCUGUGAUGUCACUUCCUCUUUCUUUGCUGCUUCACACCAGUACAGGUCAGAGUGCCACUGCCUCUUACUUUCUGUGGGUUAUUUACUAUCCUCUUUAUUUUAACUUGUUAUUUAAUCUUUGUUUUUUCUUAGCUAUGUUUCCCAUACUUUAGCUAUAUUCUUAUAUUCCUAUUUCUAAGGUACUUGUCCCACCUUAGCUAUCUUCUAAAGUUUUCUCUCUUAACUUAUUACUGCCUAAUUUUCUCCCUUUAGUCCUUUUGUACUGUCCGUUAUUUGACCCACGACAGAUCAGAUACCCUCGAUCUUCAGAAUGGUCACUCCCAAAUCACCUUUCACAAUAUAUCCAUUUCUGGAUAAGGAGACCCCUAGACCGGGAGGUCCGCAAACGCCUAAGAGCUGAAUGCCCUAGACCCACCUUACCAGACAAGGUCGCUAUGACCCCGGAGUUUGAUUCCCUGCUCUACACAUAUUUAGCCAGAUCUGGCCGUGACCCUAAAAAGGGCAUUGAGCGCAGCCUACGCAUCACCCAGGACAAGAUGUUGGAUGUCCUAGGGCCCUUGGCAAGAAUUCUACUACUGGCUGAUGAAGCCCUCACUAACGAGGGCCCUUUAGACCCAUCUGUGAUCAGAGAAUGGGCACUACGCUCCAUUUGCCUGCUGGGCAAUGCAAAUACUUCCCUCUCUACCGAGCGUAGAAAAGCAGUGCUGCUGCGUAUAGAUGCCAAACUAGCCGACCUAGGGACCAAAGAGUUGGGCCCCAAGGCCAAGGGUCUAUUAUUUGGAGAACCCUAUAUUAAAGAAUUACACAAGCAUGUAAAUUUAUACGCCACCCUGAACAAGGCGCAAUCAUCCAUGAGAAGAGUAUUCCACCAACAACCCUCUCGGGUUUUUGGCAGGGCUGGCCGUCCAAGGGGUCGUGCAGUCAGCCGCUUCUGGCCCACAAGCCAACGCCAACGAACCCCCACUUCACCAUUCUUCCCCAACUAUCAAAAUAGAGGUUUCUACACCCAAAGGUCAGAUAGGGGAAGAGGAGGUAGAGCCCGUGGACGCUACAGAUACCCAACAGGUGAGAUUUCCUACUUUUCACCUCUCUACGGUUUCUCAUGCGGGCAGGUUGUUACAUUGUGUGGAUAUGUGGAAGACGCUGUCUUCAGAUACAUGGGUUCUAAACACGGUUCAGGGUUAUUUCAUAGAAUUUUAUUCUCUCCCUACUCAAACAGGUCCUCCCCAUUACCCGAUAAUGUCAAAAUCUCAAUGGCUCCUCCUCGAUUCAGAACUACGUUCCUUGCUAACAAAAGGAGCAAUUCAACCCGCUCCACACGACGAAGGCUUUCUAAGUUCCAUAUUCCUGGUCAAAAAGAAAUCGGGAGAAUUUCGCCCGGUAAUCAACCUUCGCCAAUUGAAUACCUUCGUGAUAUACCGGCAUUUCAAAAUGGAAGGGAUACAUCUCCUCAGAGACAUUCUCCGUCCAGGCGAUUGGUUCACCCGACUCGACCUCAAGGAUGCUUACCUCUCCGUGCCAGUACAUCCAUCCAGUCGACGUUUCCUCCGCUUCCCCUGGCACCACCGGAUCUUCCAAUUCACCUGCCUUCCAUUCGGCCUGAGUUCCGCUCCCUGGUGCUUCACCAAACUGCUCAAGCCAGUCACCGCACAUCUUCGAGCAAGGGGUUUUCGCUGCCUAAUCUACCUCGACGACCUCUUACUACUCUGCGACAACAUCUCCACGCUGCAGUCACAGACGAACUACACAUCCUCAUUGAUAGAAUCCUUGGGAUUCGUCAUCAACAAGGAAAAAUCCUCGCUGACUCCAUCCCAAAUCAUACAGUUUCUCGGCUUCGAGAUCGACUCCUCCACCUGUGUUCUCCGCCUGCCUCAGUCCAAGUUAACCGCGAUCAGGAAGGAACUGCGCAAGACGCUUCGCCAAGUGGAUCUACCUCUCCGAGGUUUGGCUCGGAUUAUAGGCCUGCUUUCUGCCUCCAUUCAAGCAAUCUACCCAGGUCCCCUCCAUUAUCGGGCCAUGCAACGCUUGAAGGCUCAAUUCCUCCAGACCCAUCCAUCAUACGACCAAAGGGUCCCGAUCACUACCGAGGUGAGGGAGGAACUCUACUGGUGGCUUCGCCACAUGUCUGCCUGGAACGGCAAAGCAAUUUUUGGUCCCACUCCGGACUUUGUGGUGGAAUCAGACGCGAGCCUCCAAGGCUGGGGUGCAACUUGUCAUACAACUUCCACCGGGGGACCAUGGACCGACGCAGAACACUCUCUCCACAUCAACUGUCUGGAAUUAAUCGCAGGAUCGUUUGCAAUCCGCAGUCUGGCCAAUCAUCUCUCAGACUGCUGUAUUCUCCUCCGAAUGGACAAUAUCUCGGCCGUUCAAUACAUCAACAAAUUGGGCGGGGCCAGAUCUCACACCCUGUCCGAGGUGACAAAGGACAUCUACAAUUUUUGCUUCCAGCGCAACAUAACACUCCGGGCAGAAUACCUUCCGGGGGAGACGAACACCACUGCGGAUUGGUUCUCCCGACAUUGGAGAGACGGCAGCGACUGGCGCUUACACAGGUCAGUCUUCCUCCACGUCUCCAAACUCAGGGGCCCGUUUACUCUGGACCUGUUCGCCUCCCGGACGAAUUUUCAAGUCCCACGCUUCUUCAGCUGGCUACCAGACCCGGAAUGUUUGGCAGUAGAUGCCUUUCUUCAGAAAUGGCCGACGACGGGAGCCUACGCCUUCCCUCCGUUCGCGAUGAUCCCAAGAACCCUUCUUCAGAUUCGCAGACAACAGGUCACACUGGUACUACUCACCCCGCUCUGGCAGGGCCAAGCAUGGUUCCCAGAUCUCCUGGACCUCUCCUGCCAACAUCCCCUCCUUCUACCUCUAUGGCCCAGCCUGUUAGAGGACCCUCAAGGAAACCCUCAUCCGAUGAUAAUGCAAGGUCAUCUCCAAUUAGUGGCUUGGACUCUUUCAGGGGAUCCUGGAAUUUCGGAGAAUUAUCGCAGAGAUCUAAAGAACUUCUCUGGGAUUCCUGGGCUCCUGGAACCAGAAGAUGCUACCUUUCUUCCUGGAGUACUUGGUGCAAUUGGUGCAUGGAACGGAAUACCGAUCCCCUUACAGCCCCUAGACAGUCCAUACUGAAUUUCCUCUCACACCUGUUCGACUUAGGCCGUACUUACCGGUCCAUCAACGUGGCCCGGUCAGCAAUCUCGGCAGCCCAUGUCCCUCUACAUGGGAUUCCAGCGGGCCAGGACCCGCUGGUUUGCAGACUAUUGAGGGGCAUCAAACUGGCUCGCCCCCCAACACCAAAAUACUCCCAUCUAUGGGAUGUUAACGUCAUGAUUCGUUUCCUGGAAACCUGGCCGAACAACGAAGAUCUAACCCUCCGUCAACUCUCGGCUAAAUUCACCCUGCUACUCUGCUUAGUAUCCUUCCGACGAGUGUCGGAUGUUCAAGCUUUUGACCAUGACGCUAUCAAUUUUUCCCCUGAAGGUGUCACCUUUUCCGUGUCCAGACGGACAAAAUCAAACUCUUCUUCGGUAUUUUACCCUUAUUUCCCUAACCAUCCAAAAUUGUGUGUGGUAUCACUUCUCUCUCGUUAUUUACUACUCACCUCCUCCCUUCGUUCAACCUCCUCCAGCCAACUAUUGAUCUCCUACGUCCGUCCACAUAAUCCGGUGUCAACCAUAACCCUUGCCCGAUGGGUUAGGUGGUUGCUCUCCCUCGCUGGGAUUGAGGCCUCCUUCGGAGCCCACUCUAUCAGGGGAGCGGCGGCAUCGGGAGCUUUCAGCGCUGGAGCCUCACUUCGGGACAUUCUCCACUCAGCAGACUGGUCCCGGGAACAGACUUUCCGCAACUUCUAUUUUCGUCCGGCUGUGCACGCUUCCUUAGCCCUUCUUGGGGAGCGUUAAAACAGCAAAUACGAAGCCUCCUGUCAUGUUAUAAAAUUGUAGAUUAUGCUAACUUUAGUGUACCGAUAAUCUUAAUUUUAUUAAUGACAGGAGGCGAGUAUUUCCCACCCUUCACUCUCGUUCUUUUUCCCCUCCCUAAGGUCACCUAUCUAGGUAAGUUCAUCUAGACUAAAUACAUACUCUAGGUACCUCUACUGUGGGGAGGGCUAAGGGUUUCUCUCUAAGGGUGGAUAGGUUACACUUCGUAGGAGGUGGGCUUUUAGACGAGAUUUUCUAAAUACCGAAUGUCAUAUUUUAUAAAUCCAAUUCUCGGAUUAAUCCUUGGUUUCGAUUCUGCUUUCUCGUUUCAGCAUAAAGCCCCUCAUGAAGACAAGUUCAGUUGCCGUUCCAUCUCAAGCAUCACCUCGGCUCUCUAAGAAGACAUGUUUACGUUCCUGUUCCCUCUCUAACAUUUGCUUUCUCAUCUGGCAUCCUGAAUUCUUCAUCUGGUUCAGUUACAGUCCCUGUUCCUAUUUGUUCGCAGCCAGAAAGAGGAAGUGACAUCACAGGGAGGGACUCUUAUACCUUGUUAUCUCUUUUUCUGAUUGGUUACCCUGUUACUAAGUAAAAAAAGUGCUGCUGUGAAGCUUAAGUAAAGAAAGACUUAAGCAAAUACUCACCUCCUGUCAUUAAUAAAAUUAAGAUUAUCGGUACACUAAAGUUAGCAUAAUCUACAAUUUUAUAUGAAAAAAGUCUAAAAAGGUUUGAAAAAAAAGUUCUGCAUGACAUUUUAACUGUGAAUGUCAUAAUACUGUUUGUUUUUACUGCAAUAAAAUACACAUAUUUGUAUUCAGCGAUGUAUCACAAGUAACACAGUAACACCAAUAUAUAGGUUUUAGAAAUUUGGUAGAUUGGCUUGCUGGGCCUAGGUUACAAGUGAGACCGUAUGGCAGUCCAGAAAUGAAAAUUCCCCCCAUCAUGGCAUGCCAUUUGAAAAAGCAGACAUCCCAGGGUAUUCAAAAUUGGCUAUGUCCAGUCUUUUGGAGUAGCCACUUAGUCACAAACCCUAGCCAAAGUUGGUGUUCAGAUAUUUUUGGUGCUUUAUUUCACAUAAAACUGUACUUUCACAGCCUGGGUAAUAACAUUUUCACUAUUAUGGCAUACCAUUUUCAAAAGUAGGCAACCCAGAGUAUUCCAAAUGGUGCGUAUUGAUAUGUUUGGUCAAAACCAUUUUUUUAUCAGAAAUGCAGGGCCCACUUAGUGGUUAUAGUUUUAUUUGUGCUUUUUCACACACAUUAACUCAAUUUUCACAGGAAAUGUAAUAAUCCUGAUAUUAGUUAGUGCAAUAAAACCUCAGUAUUUUGAUUUAACAUUCUCUCCUGAAUAUAACAGCACCCCCAUGUACCAUGUUUCCAGGUUUUAUUGUUUGCUCACAUGAAUAUAACAGUACCCCCACAUACAAUUUGAUCUCACAAAGAGAGUUACUGUGUGAAAAGUUUGCAAAGUUUAAAAAAAAAACUAUUUUAUUACCCUUUGAGUAUUUACCCUAUGAUUAGAAUUUUACUUUGUAAAUUCACAUUUUAACAAGUACUACAAAUGUAUUAUAUUUUGAAUUGUUUGGUGUAGCCACUUUAGAAUAGCUAGCAUAAACAGGGACAGGCCAAGGUCAGGGGAAUCCAGAAGUCAGAGUAGUCGGUAAAACAAGCCAAUGGGUCGGUACAGCCAGCUAACGAAGCGUAGUCAGGACAAGCCGAGGUCAGGGAAUCCAGGGAAAUCCAACAAACUGCCAAAGUCCCAUAAGGAGUGAUUUAACUCAAGUUCAGCUCUGUAUGGUAGACUUUGAAACAGUCUGUUAUGCAGAGGGUGGGUAGAGAUGGGCAGGUUGGGCAAUAAUAACUGGAGUCCUUUCGGACUCCUUUCUUGUAGCAAACACAGCACUUUUUUGUGGUGACCUUUUACACAAUGUGGGGGGGGGAUUUGGGAAGGGAAAUUAUUGCCAAAAAGUCUUUGGACUUCUUCAGAUUCCAAAGGGGAAAGAUUGGGGGCCUGGGCAAAUAAAAUUUCACACAAACUUUUGACCAUAAACUCUAAAAAUGGCUAUGGUCUACCUAUGGCUUCCUUUUUAUAAAGCACAUAGGAGUUGAAAAUGUCAAUCUGGCUCACGUAGAUUGCAAUGUUCUUGUACCAGGUCCUACUCUUUAGGUUCACUAGAUAGGGCUGUAUGCAUUGGUCAGCCAGGUCUACUCCCCCCAUAAACUUGCUGUGGUCCACAACGCAUUUUGGCUUCUCCAGCUGCUCAGUUCCACCUCUCACAGGCACUGGCACUGUAGUUUUGUCAUGCAUUGUAGACAGCAUGAAUACAUCCUUCAUAUCUGUGAACCGAAGGGCAAGCAACUCAUCCUGGUGGAGCGUCGAAAGGGAGCCACUACUGCAUCUGCCUCUUGCCAGGGUUUGGGGGAAUCCUCUGCGAUUCUUCCGCACAGUACCACAGGCUAGGCUAGGGUAUCAAAGCAAAAUACAUUUUUAAAUAAUUCAAAACUUGCAUAAUAGUUGUCAACCCACAGCCUGUACCAUUUAUUUAACAAGUGUAGGAUUAGAUCCCAUACAAUCUUGCCACUUGUACCCACAGAAUCAGGGCUUCCUAGUGUGUCAAGAUGGCUAUCCUUCCCUUGGUAAAUAUGAAACGCCCACGUAUAUCCAGAACUGGACUCACAUAAUCUGUAAUAUUUUACACCGUAUUGGGUCCGUUUUGAAGGGAUAUACUGCUUAAAAAGCAAUCUACCCUUGACCUUCAAUAGGGAUUCAUCUACAUAAAUAUUUUCAUCAGGGACAUAAUUUUGUGAAAAUUUGUCUGACAGGAGUUAGAUUAGGGGCCGGAUUUUGUAGAGCCUGUCAAACAGUGGGUAGUUUCUUGGGGGUUUAGUGCGUUAUCGUUAAAGUGGAGGAAACGCAGCAGCUACUCAUAGCAAUCCCUCUUCAAAACACCUGGGAAAAGAGGGGUAGCCAUGAUGGGGUGCUUGUACCAGUAGGACCUGAUAAUUGGCUCUUUUACUGUGACGGAUCACCCUAACCAUAACUUAUAAUCCCCUAUUUGCGCUUUCGACUAUAUGUUCUGGAUAUUUCAUUCUCAUUCAUUUUGUUAUUCUUGUCAUUCCCUUACCGAAUAAACCACCGAAUGACUGGACCACCCGUACGAGAAGUAUGCCACCUAUUAAAGGUUAUUCCCUCAUUAACACUUCUAACUCAUGAACGUUCCAAGCGGUCGGCUGGGUCGUCGCCAUUUGAAAUGCGAGCACGUGGUGGCGUCCAUCUUAAGCUGCGAACACACAGAGGGGUGUUUGGUCAUCGAGUGCAUGGAACCCAAAUCGGACACUCGACGGCGCGAACACCGCCACCGGACAGUAAUUUUGUGUGCGGUCGGUUAAGCUAAAACCUUCAUGAAAAUCCCGAACCCCUGAACCCCUUUUAGAUAUGCUGUUCACCCAGAUCGGGGCUAUCAGGGGAUGUAACUUUUAUGGGGUUUCCAUUGUGUCAUGCGGUAACACUUCCGGGUUCGGCACUCAGCUGUGAGGAGCCGGACCCCGCCCCCCUCUGACACAGCUCUGACGGUAUUUAGGGAGACUGGGCCAGAGAGAGGGUGCUUGGUGAUUGUGUGUGAGCUGCCUCCGUGAGACCACGGGCUCCACAGGCUCAGCUACUGGGAGCUACUUCCACCAGACUUACCUCUCCACAAGCUCAGACAAGCCGUUCCAGCCUUUGAGCCAAUGCAAGGAUUGCUGCAUGCCAUAAAGGAUUACUGGAGAACGGAUACUUUGCUACUUUACAAGUGGACCAUAUCUCUGAACUAUUGGAGGACUACACAUAUUAACCUUAAGUAUAUCUUUCAGCUAUUUGUCUACAAUAUCAUUUAAUAAUGAACUAAUGCUUGCUUACUCAAAUCUUCACUGCUUCAAGCUACUAAUUAUAUGGAGGACAACUCCCAUCAUGUUUAUUCACUAUGAACUGUUCCUGCUUUGCAAAUAUUCUCAGAUACUUGCGUAAAGUGACUAUUAUUGAAUGAAGUGAAGUGAAGAUUAUUCUCAUUAACCUAAAGAAUGUUACUUAAUGCAUCUUUGAGGAAAUACUUAAUAAUGAACUUUGUGUUGUCUAUUACUUGCACUUCUUCUUAUUGGAUUAUUGCCUAAAUGCAAUUCAUUUAAGUUAAAUACUUAUUAAAACUUUGUUUGAAUCAAGUUACCAGCGAUUCCUCUUUUCUUAAAGCUACAGUAUUGAUACUUUAAAGAUUCUCUGUUUCUUCACUAUUGUAAUUAGGGAGUUUUACAAGCUGCAGUUGAGUUCCAAUCCAAAUCACCCAAGUAGCGUAACACAUGGUUGUGGGGGUACUUUCAGGGUGUUGGUAAAACUUCUGUUUUUUGUGCCUGGAGAUAAUUGUGUUAUUACAGUAUCUGACUCAAUUAUCUCCCACGCAUAGGGGUGGGAUUAUAUAAGUAAGUAUGGGAGUGUCCUGGACCUGGGGGCCAAUGUCAUCGGUUGGUGUUUUUUGUUGCAGGCUACCAUCAGGUCCAGGGGGGAGUACCUCUUACAUGAGGAUUACCAUAAAACCAGUUUUCCCACAACCUAGAGCCUCAUCUCAUGUUUGUGGGAGAAAGCUAUACAGCUGUCUCCCUUCCUCUUGGAGUGCUUUAAUCACUUGAUCUUAUAAGAGCUGUUCCUGCUCUGCUUUCCAGCAUCCCUCCCACUAGGGGGAAAAGAACAUCUCUGGCGGCAGAAAACCUCUCCUAAUAGGGGUGGCCGCCACAUUUACGAUAUCCAUAACUAGAGUUAGAUCCGUGGGAUGCCACAUAUUUCUCCAAUUAUAAUGUGACCCCAGAUUCGCAGUCAGAUAUUGGUUGGCAAAUAAAUUGGUUUGCUCAACCAUUAGCUGAAAUGUCUUCUGACAUGAACAGCUAGAAAUAUUUAAUUGGCUCACAAGCACCGUCCAACGUAUGGUGGUCGGCUGCUCAAUGGCUUCCAAGAUUACACAUGUGCAUACUUGGAUGACAUUGUAAUUUUUAGCAAGACUUGGGAAGAACAUCUAAGACAUAUAGGAGCGAUGGUAGACCAGAUCAGAGAGGCUGGCUUAACCCUGAAAUCCAGCAAAUGCCAUAUGGGAUUACAGAAGUGCAGUGUUUAGGACACCAGCGGGGGGGAGAGGGAAACCUGAACCGGCCAAGGUUGAAGCCAUAGCGCAGUGGUCCACCCCCCGUACCAAAACCCAGGUUCAUCUUGGAACUAUUUUUGGAUAUGCAACCCGGACAUCCAGGAAACUCUGCCCAUCCAACUUACCUAACAGUUAUGAGAAUGGUGAUGAACUACCGAACAGGGGGAGCAUUUGCUCCCUAACAGCCAGGGGGAGCAUUUGUCGGUGCUAGUGUGAGAAUCCCCCAAAAUACAACCAGUCUUUGCCUUGUUUUCUCUGGAACUGUUUUGGGGCAGCACCUCAUGGCUGACCGGUCAAAACUUCAGUCGAAUGACAUUCCCAAACCAACAAAGUGAUCUAAGCGCUAUUUUGACAAAGUGAGCUUGCAGACCCAAGCUACUAGGCUAUUGGGUUCCUAUUUUUUUAAAGUGUAUUUUUUUAAUGAAAAUUUUGAUGUUGCGUAUGAUUUCCUGUAUCUGAGAGAUAAUUGAGUUCUAGUUUUCUCACUCAAUUAUCUCUCAAAAACAGAGACUCUUGGGAGGAAAACCCUUGUGAUUUUGAGGUGGAGACUCCAUAAGAGCCGUGUGUGGCCAAAAUAAACUCAGUUGACUCCCAGAACUAUGUGUCAUCUAGUUGCCUGGGGGAAGGGGUCUUGGAUUACUACAUUAUUUCUUUCAUCUUUGAUUAAAGAAUAGUGAAGAUACCUAUGCAGGGUAUUGGAGCUCCAUUACAAUUGGUGGCAAGCGGCGGGACACAAGCCUCUCAUCGAAAGGAAGCAGCGGUUUCACUUCACUUCAGUCACACAAACGGAUUAAUGAAAGCAGCAGUUCGCUCUCAAGCUGUGGUUCGUAUAUGUUCGGUUAUAUGAAUGGAAUCGUGAAUGGAGACGAACUAUACUGCACUAAAACAAACGACCCUGAAGGAAUUGCUGGAAGAAAGAGGGCAGAUAGCCAGCAAUAAAACAAAGGCAAUGGUUGGGGUUAAUGAGGCGUAUUGAGGGACUUGGGGGAGAGAGGCACAUAGAGGGCAGGCGGGAAGAGGCACACAGAGGCACUGAGGGGAGAAAAGGGACACACAAAGGUGCUGGGGAUGGGGUAAAAGAGACACAGACAUGUGUUUGGUACAAAUGGAUACACAGAGGUUCUAGGGGGGACAACAAGACUCAAUAGGAGCUCUGGGAGGACAAGGAGACACAGAGAGGGCUGAGGAGGAUAAAGAGACAAAGAGGGACUGGGAACAAAUAUACACACAGAGGGGUUGAGGGGCUAAAAAGACACAGAGGGCCAUGGAGGGACAAAUAGACAUACAGAGGGUCUGGGAAGAAAAUUAGAAACACAGAGGGGCUGAGAGGGAGAAAUAGACUUACUAAGGUGCUGGGGUGAAAGAGACACACAGAGGGGCUGAGGAAGGGUAAAAAUAGACACACAAAGGAGUUGGAGGAGAAAGAGACAUAACGUUUUUUUGAGGGUCUUGUCCAGGGUGCAAAAUAGUCUUUCAGGUUGUUGUUUUUUUGUGUCUUUUUUUUGGAUUAAGGUUUUCUUUUUAUUUUAAUAAGAAGAGGGUUUCACUAUUCUGGCCCUUUUGGGGAAGAAGAUAAGAAGAAUUAGGAGAAAGAAGACUUCUAAUGUUCUAAUGUUAACUGCAUUUUUUUUCCAACAGGUAUUGGUUUAAUUGCCCCCUAUCACUAUUAUUGGAUUGAGGUAGGUAGAUUCUUUGAUUUAUUUUAGGAGGAGAAGCCACCUUGGGGGGGGAGGGGGGAGCAUAACAUUAUUUGAGUGCGUGGGCAAUAGGUCCUCACCCAUGAUGAUUAAUAUUAUGGCCCACAAACGUCGGCCAUGGGUGAGAGCUUACAUUUGUGGGCCCUAAUUAGAUUCUAAUUCUAAGUAGAUUAUUUCCCAUAAUAUGCAUAUUAUGGCCCACACCUGCCUCUAAUGAGUGGGAGCUGGGGGGAUACUAGUUCCUCCCCAUUAAUAUUGGAAUAGCUUCUACCUGAUAACCAUGGAUGGGGGAAUGGGUUGAAUAUGAGUAUGUUCCGCCUGACUGUUGGCCCACAGAUGGAAACACGGAUGUGCUAAGCCCCCUCCUCCAGUUUUUUCACAGGCCUCAUCCCCAUUUGUUGGGGUCUUUUCUAGUGAAUAGGUAGAAAUUGCUGCCCAGUCACUAGUUUUAAACAUUUAGGAGACAAGCGGGUGGGGGCAUAUGGAACAACCUCCAUUAUAGCAAUAUGGGGGGCCAACAAUAAGUGAUUUAUUCAUUUUAAUGUUGCCAGCCACCAAUUAACCUACGCAUUUCUGAAGAUUUUUAACUAUUUGCCCAAUAGUUGCUUAGACAGUUCCUGAUGCAGGACCUGAUGCUAAGAGGGAGAUCUCAGCUCCUCCUACUGUAUUAUAGCAUUGCCAUGCAUUUCCCACCAGACCACCAGAUAAACCUCUUGACCACCAGACCACUAGGUGACACGUUAUUUAAUUUUUAAUUUUAUUUUUUUUAUGUAACGUUCUCCUUAGUUCCUUAAAGAGAUACUCCCCAUGUCCAAAUACAAAAUAAUCACUGUUUAGCAGAUAUACUUCAAAUUAAACUUUUUCAUUGUAGUUAUAUCUAAAAACAGCUUGCAAAACCUGCAGAUCUUUUCUAACCCCACUCAGACUUUCUGUGGCUGUCCAAUCAGUUCAGUGAGAAAUCUUUGUAAGUCAGGUGCUCUGGUCAAUUGAUGCCUGUUGCGUUCAGUGCAAAAGAGCUAACCAAACCAGGAAGUAACAUUACUUGUUGUCUGAUGACAGUAAGUAGAGGGUGUAACCAGUUUAAUUUAUAAAAGUGUAAAUUUCUAUUGAAAAAAAAAAAUAGGACCACUCUUCACAUAAAGAUUUUCAGCAAGCAAAAAUGGUCUGGAGUGUCCCUUUUACUACUCCACCCCUAACCCCCCACUAAAGGUCCUAACACCCACUAAGGCUUCCACUACAGCUCAUAAACCCUACUUUAGUAUCUAAUGCUCCUAACUCCACCAUUUAGCCUCUAAACCCCUCAAAUAGCCCUAACCCCCACUACUGUCCCUAAAUACCCUAUCCCACACUACUACCCCUAAUCCCUACUAGAGCCCCUUACAGCCUCUUAACCCCCACUAUAGCUCCUAACUAUAGCUCCACUACUGCCUUUAUAACCCUCUGAAGCUUCUGUCCCACAAUACUUCCCUAACCCCCACUACAUCCCCAUCCUUCACUACUGCCACUAAACCCCAUUCCUGGGGUUAGUGACUGUAAUAUUGACAUAAGAUGCAUCAUUACAGCUACUAUCCUUAUUUCCAUACUACAGCCACUAUCCUACACUAACCCCUUCACUACACCUACUAAACCCCCACUACAGUCUCAAACACCCACUACAUCCCCAUCCCUCACUACUGCCACUAGACCCCAUUACUGCCCCAUCCAUCAUUACAGCUACUAUCCUUGUUUCCAUACUACAGCCACUAUCCUACACUAACCCCCUCUCUACAGCUACUAAACCCCCACUACAGUCCCAAAUACCCACUACAUCCCCAUCCCUCACUACUGCCACUAAACCUCAUUACUGCCCCAUCCAUCAUUACAGCUACUAUCCUUAUUUCCAUACUACAGCCACUAUCCUACACUAACCCCCUCUCUACAGCUACUAAACCCCCACUACAGUCUCAAACACCCACUACAUCCCCAUCCCUCACUACUGCCACUAGACCCCAUUACUGCCCCAUCCAUCAUUACAGCUACUAUCCUUAUUUCCAUACUACAGCCACUAUCCUACACUAACCCCCUCUCUACAGCUACUAAACCCCCACUACAGUCCCAAAUACCCACUACAUCCCCAUCCCUCACUACUGCCACUAAACCUCAUUACUGCCCCAUCCAUCAUUACAGCUACUAUCCUUAUUUCCAUACUACAGCCACUAUCCUACACUAACCCCCUCUCUACAGCUACUAAACCCCUACUACAGUCCCAAACACCCACUACAUCCCCAUCCCUCACUACUGCCACUAAACCCCAUUACUGCCCCAUCCAUCAUUACAGCUACUAUCCUUGUUUCCAUACCACCGCCCCCCACCUGCAACUAUAUUGGACUGAAGGGGAGCUAACUUGAAUCUCCCUUCCCAUCUUGUACUAAAUGUAAAUGUAACUACUUCCCACAUGUAUUUCCCACACCUCACACAUUGCCACACACAACAGUCACAGAGGCACAAACGUAUCACUCACAGCUCCUCACACAGCUACACAUACCACUCAUAGCUAUCCACACACAAUACACACAGCCCGCCUUAUACACCACACACACACAAAGCUACAACACGUACAGCCACCCUACACCUACACACCCACACCACACAUCCACUCAACAUUUUAAUAAAUAUUCACAUUACAUAACUCUACAAAAUAACAUAAGGAAAACAUUUCCCAGUGCACACCUUAAUGAAAUGGGCUAUGAAUGCCUAUGAUUACUUUAUUUAAGUUUCGUUUUUGAAUUAAUUUUAAAGGCACCAGAACCACUUUAGGCACCAGAACCCGUACAGCUUUAUGCAGGAUUCUGGGGCAAAAAAAAAUAAUGAUAAAUAAAAUAAUGAUCUCAGCCAGAGGAGGCUUGGUGGAGAGGUGGGGCUAAUAAACUCAAUAAUUAGUAUAACAUUCUAGCAUGAGGAAUACAAUAUUAUUUGAGCUUUCUAUUUCUAACCUUCCGAUCUCUGACAAUCCAGCAUUUCAGAUAAAUGAUAUUAAUUAUAAGAAGGUUACAGUGUGUGAGGGUCCUUGACUGGUAGAGCAGGAUGUGGUUUUUGCCUCAUACAUAUGUAGGUUAUUAGUUUAACAUCAGAGGUAGAAGAGGAAUGAAUGUAACUGUGCUCUGUCACUCUGUAAACCUGGGGGGGGUGAGGGGAGGAAUGGGGGUUACAGUGCACCUUGACAAUAUGGCUUUAUUUUCCACACAAACCUGCUUAACGUGAGUGGAAUCAUGUCAUGGGUGGGGGAAAUACCUAACUUUUUUUUUUAUUCAGCUGGGGGUUAAUUUUACACUUGUGAAAUCUUAUUUACCUGCGAAAAUAUUAUUUUAAAGGAACACUCCAAGCACCAUUACCACUGUGGCCCGCUGUAGUGAUUAUGGUCCCAGCAGGUCUCUGGCACCCUCCAAGCGUAACUGGUUAAAAUAUUUGUGAAAGGUCUGACAAAUUACCUGACUCUACUAGGCGCACAUUACAGCCUCCUGUGGACGCACCUGUACCACCUGACUGUUGUCGGCCAAUGAGCUAAGCCCUGCAUCGUUCACAACUACUUACCCUGGGAGGGCUCAUUCGCACUCCUGUCACCAUAACUACAUUGGUCUGUAAUGUUAUUUUAUUAAUAUUCUAUGAUUUUAUAGUGAAUUUCUUUCAACUGGAGAUAUGAUUGAUGGAAAUGAUACUCUGUCUUAGUCAUACCAAUUGAUAGCAGUAACGGGCUAGUAGUCUGGGAGCCGAGAGCUGCCUCUCUAAGCCAGUCUAUGAUGCUUAUUGCUGCUCUAUCCUGAGCAGAAGAGGGGAGACAUUGCUGCGCUAUCCUGAGCAGUAGAGAGGAGACAUUGCUGUGCUAUUCUGAGCAGUAGAGGGGAGACAUUGCUGCACUAUCCUGAGCAUUAGAGAGGAGACAUUGCUGCGCUAUCCUGAGCAGUAGAGGGGAGACAUUGCUGUGCUAUUCUGAGCAGUAGAGGGGAGACAUUGCUGCACUAUCCUGAGCAUUAGAGAGGAGACAUUGCUGCGCUAUCCUGAGUAGUAGAGAGGAGACAUUGCUGCGCUAUCCUGAGCAGUAGAGGGGAGACAUUGCUGCGCUAUCCUGAGCAGUAGAGGGGAGACAUUGCUGCGCUAUCCUGAGCAGUAGAGGGGAGACAUUGCUGUGCUAUUCUGAGCAGUAGAGGGGAGACAUUGCUGCACUAUUCUGAGCAUUAGAGAGGAGACAUUGCUGCGCUAUCCUGAGCAGUAGAGGGGAGACAUUGCUGUGCUAUUCUGAGCAGUAGAGGGGAGACAUUGCUGCACUAUUCUGAGCAUUAGAGAGGAGACAUUGCUGCGCUAUCCUGAGCAUUAGAGAGGAGACAUUGCUGGGCUAUCCUGAGCAGUAGAGGGGAGACACUGCUGCGCUAUCCUGAGCAUUAGAGAGGAGACAUUGCUGCGCUAUCCUGAGUAGUAGAGAGGAGACAUUGCUGCGCUAUCCUGAGUAGUAGAGGAGAGACAUUGGCACGCUAUCCUGAGCAUUAGAGGGGAGACAUUGCUGCACUAUUCUGAGCAUUAGAGAGGAGACAUUGCUGCGCUAUCCUGAGCAUUAGAGAGGAGACAUUGCUGGGCUAUCCUGAGCAGUAGAGGGGAGACACUGCUGCGCUAUCCUGAGCAUUAGAGAGGAGACAUUGCUGCGCUAUCCUGAGUAGUAGAGAGGAGACAUUGCUGCGCUAUCCUGAGUAGUAGAGGAGAGACAUUGGCACGCUAUCCUGAGCAUUAGAGAGGAGACAUUGCUGCACUAUUCUGAGCAGUAGAGAGGAGACAUUGCUGCGCUAUUCUGAGCUAUUCUAUUUUUACAACUGCGCUGUAAUCGCACUAUUUGACGCUUAUAUUUGACUCUCAGAUAUGAAGAGCACACCAAAAUGUACUAUUUAGCAGUUUAGCAGCAAAACAGUUAGAAUGUUUACAAUUGUGCUGUAAGCGCAGUAUUUGACGCUUCUAUUUGACUCUCAGAUAUGAAGUGCACCCCACUAAUGUACUUUUAAGCACCCAAAAAAAAAUUACUUUUUAAAACUCUGAUGUAGCCGUAGUAUUUGACGCUUCUAUUUGACUCUCAGAUAUGAAGUGCACCCCACCCAUGUACUAGUUUGCAGAAUUCUUUCCUAAGCUGUCCCUUACAGAGGCAGCAUCCUCUCCCUACACUAAUAAGACCGCAUGUGCGUGCGGCGCUACACGACUCCAGCUUAUAUAUUGAGGCUGGGUCACAUGCUGCACUGGCCAGUCACAGCCAUGCCAUUAGUAAGCAUGGCUGUGGUGGCUUCUAAGGGCACACGAGUCAAACGCUUGUUGAUUGGCUGCCUGCAGCCUUUCAAAAUGCUCCAUUAAAUCGCCGAACACCGAACUCCAACCUGAACAUACAGUGAUAUGUCCGUGUUCGGGUCCGGGGUCCAAAAAACGUAAUGUUCGGUACGAACCCGAACUUUACAGUCCGGGUUCGCUCAACUCUACUGGAGACAUUGCUGCGAGUAUUAUUGGAGACACAUUACUGUGAGCAUUAUCAGCAACACAUUACUGUGGGUAUUAUUAGCAACACAUUACUGUGGGUAUUAUUGGAAACAUUGCGUUGAGUAUUAUUGGAGACAGAUUACGGUAAGUAUUAUUGGAGACAAUAAUGUGAGUAUUAUUGGAGACACAUUACUGUGAGUUAUAUUAGAAACAUUAAUGUGAGUAUUAUUGGAGACAUUACUGUGAGUAUUAUUAGAAACAUUGCUGCGAGUAUUAUUGGUGACACAUUACUGUGAGUAUUAUUAGAAAUAAUACUGUGAGCAUUAUUAGAAACACAUUACUGUGAAUCUUACUAGAAACAUUACUCUGAGUAUUACUAGAAACAUUACUGUGCAGAUUAUUGGAAACACAUGACUGUGAGUAUUAUUGGAGACAGGGCUGGCCUUAGGCCAUUAGGCGCCCUGUGCGAAAAGUCUUCACGGCGCCCCAUCCCCCCAGUAAAAAGCUGUAUACAGUCACACUCACAGGCACAAGCAGACAGUUACACAAACAGUUACAAGCAGACAGUCAGACACACUCAGUUACAGGCAUGCAGACACUCACGCAUGAUGAUGGGUACACACACACUCAGUUAAUACACACUGUGUAUUUUUUUAAUUCAAAGUUUCUUUGUAAAAUAUUUUCCUUAUUUUAAUUUGCUCUAUAUGUACAUUAGAGCGUUUAACCAUUAAUACACAUACAAAUCCACAGAUCACAUGUCGCAUAUACAUAGAUAGACACAGUCACAUACAGAUAACUAACAUUACUAACAUGAAUUUUUUUCAGGAAUUCUAAGCGGAUUUCAUAUUUGGCGCCAAAAUAGCUGAAUUCGAAGCACAGGUGACUUUGAAAUUCACUGACAAUUGUCGUUUUAGUGAAGAAGCUUGUCAGAUAUGAACACACAUGAUGUACACAGACACAUCAUAAAACGCAGUCACAGAUAUACACACAUUAUCACAGUUAGGGUACAGAUGAGGGUAUAUGACAGACAGGAUAGGUAGGUAGUCUUACACCAGCAGACUAAUGCUGAUGUAACACCACCUAUACUCAGCAUCUUCUUUCCCUGUCACAGACUGGAGGAGUUUCUGUGGCUGGGAACUCAAGGCUGUAUUACAGUCUCCUACCUUGUCCCAAGCUGCCUCUGCUUCCAUGCAGUGCCCAUUCUCUCUGGUGCCCGAUCACAAGUCUCCUCUGUCCCCGAUCUCCAGUGCUGGCCUCUGGUGGGCUGGAGGUGAAUAGCAGGGAGUGCUGAUCAUAACUUCUCCCUCGAGGUUCUGGCGCUGUGUGGAGUCAGAGCGCGGCCUGGGAAUCUCUGAGGCUGCGCUCUGACUCACUAACUGAGCGCCAGAAGUGCGAGGGAGAAGUUAUGAUGAUCUGGCUGCAGCUCCUGCUAGGUGCACCACUGGACCAUCAUGGAGUAAUUUUUCAUGUAACAGGAUGGACUCAGCUUGUGAGCUGUGUCGGCUGCCAGGGCGCCCCUUGUGUUAUGGCGCCCUGUGCGACCGCACAGCUCGCACACCCCUAAGGCCGGCCCAUUUGGAGACAUUUCUCGGAGUAUUAGAAAUAAUACUGAGAGCAUUAUUAGAAACACAUUACUGAGAGUAUUAGAAACAUUAUGGUGAGUAUUAUUAGAAACAUUACUGUGAGUAUUAUGGGAGACAUUACUAUGGGUAUUAUUGGAGACACAUUACUGUGAGUAUUAUUAGAAACAUUACUGUGAGUAUUUUUGGAGACCCAUUACUGUGAGUAUUAUUAUUAUUAUAAACACAUUACUGUGAGUAUUAUUAGAAACAUUACUGUGAGUAUUUUUGGAGACCCAUUACUGUGAGUAUUAUUAUUAUUAUAAACACAUUACUGUGAGUAUUAUUAGAAACAUUACUGUGAGUAUUUUUGGAGACCCAUUACUGUGAGUAUUAUUAUUAUUAUAAACACAUUACUGUGAGUAUUAUUAGAAACAUUACUGUGAGUAUUAUUAGAAACAUUACUGAGUAUUAUUGGAGACACAUUACUGUGAGUAUUAUUGGAAACAUUAUUGAGAGUAUUUUUGGAAACAUUACUGUGAGCAUUAUUGAAAACAUAUUAUUAGAAACAAUACUGAGUAUUAUUGGAGACCCAUCACUGUGAGUAUUAUUAAAAACAUUACUGUGAGUAUUACUGGAGACACAAUAAUGUGAGUAUUAUUAGAAACAAUACUGAGUAUUAUUGGAGGUACAUUUCUGUAAGUAACACUAGAAACAUUACUGUGAGCAUUAUUUUGAAACACAUUACUAUGAUAAUUAUUGGAAACAUUGCUGUGAGUAUUAUUGAAGACAACUUGCUGUGGGUAUUAUUGCUGUGGAGCAGUAUUACAGAUUGACAUUGAACUGAGAGCAUCUCUAUUUCUGUCAACUUUCCACACUCUAUAUUAUCUUGGCAAGAGCACUUGGUAUCCCUCUCCAUGACACCGGCCUCACACAUUACCUGCUUCAUGCCUCCUGUCCCAUAUUAUUAUUAUUAUAAUAAUUACUGGUAUUUACAAAGUGCCAUCAACCUCUGUAGUGCUGUACAAUGGAGGAAUUCCACAGACAAACAUUGAAGGAAAAGAGGGCCCUGUCCUUGAGUUCACAUCUAGCAAGAAAAACUCUUUUUUACGAAGUACUUUGCUCGAUAGUGAGAUUACAAUCUAAAUGUUAGACAAGAGGAUUCAGGGGAAUUUGAAGGUCAUGUUCUGGGAUUGAGGCCUUGUAGUAAUGUAUAAAUAUAUAUAUUUCCAGUCCUAAGAAAAAAUGUCUUAUGGAGUAAAUACCUCCAGCUUUUCGAACCUGAAACAGGUGAAACCGUGCCGAGUUUGACAUGUAAAAUCAGUUUUUAAUGACUAUAAAUAUUUUCUCUGUUCUAGGUUCAGUGGGGGCAGUUAGCAUUACUGUCCAUCAGCUCCACGUGGGCGGGUAUGAGAACAGUUCUGUCAUUCUCUCCACCUCGUAUAAUCUCUCUAAGCCGCUCACAUGGCUUCAGAUCAGAUGGGAAUUGGUCAGCCUGUCUCCUCCACUGCAACUUGUCAUCUGCACCAUUCGUUUGUCCGAAGAAGGAAGCAUUAUAAAACAAUUCCCAGAGAAUGGCUAUGAGGAUCGAAUGUUUAUAACACCAGGGAAUGGUUCGUUAACAAUUAACCAUAUGCAGAACAAUGACAGUGGGCUAUAUAGAGUAACAAUAAGAGACAAGCAGGUAUCUGAGAUAGCUACCAUCAAUGUCACUGUAUUUGGUAAGUAGAACAUAGGUACUCAUGAGGAAUCUCAGAGGCAGUCAAUGGCCACAUGUCUGACCACAUCUGAUGCUCCAUUGCAAUUAGUGGUGUGUACGGAGGACCAGUGCCCUCUGAUACUCUCAUGAAGUUCAGUAUAGGUUUUACCCACAUAGUUUAGACUACGAAGACACUGUAACUUUCAACUACCAAAUGUAUAGAUACAUAUGGUCCUGUACUGGAUCUGAAAUUGUUUACCAGUAUGGGGGGUGGGGGGGUGAUGAUGGUUCAACCACGGGUCACACAGCUUUUGUAGAAAAAAAAAGACAGGAUUGUCACUUUUUGUGCGCAAUGUAGGGUAGUGUGUACAAAUAAUUCAAAUGAGGUUCCCUCUUGUAGCUCAAUAAAAGGAGAAUGAUGAUAACUCCCUGUGAGACUGGUAUCCUUCCCCAAUAUCGUCACAUUCCAUGAAACUGCCUCAUUACAGAGUCCAGAGCACACAUUGUAAGCCUGAACACAUGCCAUGCAUUGUGAGACAUUAUACGAUUUAUUUAAAAAUUUUGAUAUUUCACAGUAGCAGUGAUCGAGGCAUUAUUCUGGAAAAAAGUUGUGUAAUCUGGAUUAAUUGAGCUUCACAUCUAUCAAUUUCCAAAUUGCUGUCAAGCAUCUUCAAAAAUUGUGAAACUGAACAAGAUGCCUCGAAAAGUUCAAAGUGAAAACUUUGCUUGUAAUCAAGUCCUACAGUCUGUUUGUUUGUUUUUUUUAUCAUACAUAUACAGCAAACUCUCACCAGUGUAUCGAGUCAUUUACUAAUUUAUGGCUUAUUAUCUUUUGUGCAGAAGAAAUUCAGGAAUUUGUGGAUAUUGAAAUAGAAGACAACUGGGAGGUCACUGCAGGUUAGUGAAUGUCUGAAUAACAGAUACCUUUUAUGUUACUAUUAGAUUACAAGCUCAUGGACUCUCUGUAUUAAAAGGUUGUGUAGCGGCAUCCCAGCAGAGAGAGGGGUUUUCACCGCCAGGAGAUUUCCUUUUCCCCCACUUGAUGAGAGGGAGGCUGUAGAGUAGAGCAGGAACAGCUCUUACAAGAGCUAGUGAUUACAACACUCCAGAAAAGUGUCCCAAUAGCAGGGAUUAUAGUAGGUGUGGCUUUCCCCUUCAAGCACGAGACGAGGCUCUGUGUUGAGGGUAAAACAGGAACUGAAUUUUAAUGGAGGCAUGCUGGCCUUUUAUGCAGGUUUCCCAACAAGGGUGACACCCAGGUGGACCUUGUUGGGCAUAAGGACACAAGAUUAACAAGUCAAUGACAACAGAGUUUUACAUUGAGACACUCCCAUACAUUAUGCACAAUCCCUCCCCUGUGCUUGGUAAGUAAUUGACUUAAUUAUUGUAUUAUUAUUAUUUAUAUAGCGCCAUCAGAUUCCGUAGCGCUGUACAAUGGGUGGACUAACAGACAUGAAAUUGUAACCAGACAACUGGACGUACAGGAACAGAGAGGUGGAGGGCCCUGCUUACAUUCUAUCAACUCAAUUAUCUCCAAACAAAAAAGAACAAGUUUUUAUACAUUUUUGAAAACACCCUAAAAACAUAUGAGAACCCCAUAAUACCUGCAUCCCCUGGUAGCCCUGAUCUGGGGGAACAACAUACUUAAAAAUCACCCAGUUCGGUUCAGGGGUUCAAAAGUUAACUGGAAGUCUCUUUUUGACCGACCGCAGGUAAGGUUUAAUGCUCAAAAUAGUUCCAGAGAAUUAGGCUGUCUGGCCGGUCUAUUUCAACCAGUCGAAGUAAUGUUCAAAUAGUCGAAUGGAGCCAUUCAUGCACAGAGCCAGUGAGUGUAUCUGGUUUGGUAGAUUAUUUCUACCGAACGGCGCUUCGUUUGUGCAAUUCCAGUCUUACCUAACAGGAGAUGGAAGUCCCAUCGGUGCUCAUGCCGUCGAGUGUCCGAUUUUAAUUCCAUGCGCUCAACGACAAAACCCCGCUAGACUUGUUCGACUAAACAAGAUGGCCGCCACCACGUGUUCGACUAUACGAGUGGCGGCCACCCAGCCUUUCGUCAAUUAAACUGCGGUUAACCACAAGUCUGGGAGGUUAAUAGACUGCACACUCCUCUGCUGGGGGGUCGGUCGUUCGGUAGUUGGUUUGGUUUUUGGAAGAAGAUCAGGGUAGUCGUAGAGAAAGUUACGAUUGCAGAACAAACCGACGAACUAAGAAAUAAAAUAUAAAAUCCAGAGAGGUCUGUAACAGGUUGUAAAUACUACAUCUCAGUUUACCGACAUGAUCUCUGUUUUUUAUGUACCAGUCCAUAUAUCUUAUGUUGUCUGGUUUCCCCAAAUGUACAGAACUGCUGAAUACAUUGGAGCUUUAUAAAUAUUAGUACUAUAAAUAAUAAUUAUUAUUUGUAAUAUUAUGACUUCCCAAGGUACACAAACAGAGUAAAACAUAUUAAGAAGUAAUCUUCAACAUGACUUAUUUUAAUGUAGCAGUACUACCUUAUGUACUGGCGGUCACAGUAUGCUCCAUAACGUCACUGACCUCACUAUAAUAAUCCCACAGUACCGGCUGUCACAGAAUGUUCCGUAACGUCACUGCCCUCGCUGUAAUAAUCCCCGCAGUACCGGCUGUCACAGUAUGUUCCGUAACGUCACUGCCCUCGCUGUAAUAAUCUCAGUAUUACCGGCUGUCACAGUAUGUUCCGUAACGUCACUGCCCUCGCUGUAAUAAUCUCAGUAUUACCGGCUGUCACAGUAUGUUCCAUAACAUCACUGCCCUCGCUGUAAUAAUCCCGCAGUACCGGCUGUCAUAGUAUGUUCCAUAAUGUCACUGCCCUCGCUGUAAUAAUCCCCUCAGUACCGGCUGUCACAGUAUGUUCCGUAAUGUCACUAUCCUCGCUGUAAUAAUCCCGCAGUACCGGCUGUCAUAGUAUGUUCCGUAAUGUCACUGCCCUCGCUGUAAUAAUCCCAGCAGUACCGGCUGUCAUAGUAUAUUGGUAUCACACAAAUUUUCACCAGGAAAUUUAAUGAAAGGUGCUGCUUAUUGAUUCAUGCAUGGCAGUAAAAGAGAUCACAAAAAUGUAGAACAAACAGCUCUACAAAUUAUAGUGGGAGGAACUGAAAACGAACUAUAGGACAACUGGUCUACUUGUGCGUCUACCACAAACACUUCCUCAGCAGUUUCAUUUUAGCCAAGACAAACAACAACCUUAAACAGGAACCACCAUAUCAGGAACCACCAUAUCAGCCACAAUCUGUUGUCCUGUUUACUGUAUCCUAAACACCGUUUGAGAGGCAUGUAAAUUUAUAUACAAAGAGAUCUUUAAAUACACAUACAACUGGAAGCCCUUUAAAUCAUUGUAAAGGAACAUUAGGAAUGCAAACAUGUGUUCCUGACAAUGUAGUGUUUAAACAACCAUUUAGCCCCCUUCCCCCUCCCCCCCCGGCCUUCUUGCAUUCCUAAAUAUAGUAAAAUAUUACUUUUAUUCAAGUCUGCAGCUGCUGGCUCUACCCCUGAUAUCUCUGUUUGGUUGAGAUCAUCAUAAGUGAUUCUCUGAACCAAACAUUAUGCUUUCCCAUAGGAUUGUCUGAGACUGUCAAUGAGGGGCAGAGCCAGCACAAGUCAAACACAGCCCUGGCCAAUCAGCAUCUCCUCAGAGAUACAUUAAAUCAAUGCAUGUCUAUGAGGAAAGUUCAAUGACUCCAUGCAGAGGGUGGAGAUACUGAAUGUCAGUCACACUGUGCAGCACUGCCCCAGGAAGCACUUCUAGCAGCCAUCUGAAAAGUAGCCAGUGGAGGUAUCCCUAGGCUGUAAGGUAAACACUGCAUUUUCUCUGAAUAUACAGUGUAUACAGCAAAUAUCAUGAAGAAACUGAUUAUACUAUAGUUGUUCUGGUGACUAUAGUGUCCCUUUAAUAAAAUAUGCAUCAUUCUCUAUAGAGAAUCUAUUUUAAGGAUGGUGCUCUCGUAGUGUCCGUAGUGUAUUACCAGAGCUCUAUUUUCUGUCCUCCCUCCCUAUAUUAAUUCAGAGUUUAGACCUGCUUGUCACGGUGUGUUAAUAGAAUGGUCUGUCGUGUGGCCAUGUAUCAAUAAACAGCACUUUUCAUGGAACUUCUUGGUGAAAAGUUAUGGGACAUUGAGUGCAGGUUUUUGUUUUUUCUUAUUUGCUUAUUGUCCAUUUGCUAACAGUCUUUUGUAGUAUUUAGACUCUGAAUCUUUUGCCCAAACUCUACUUUAUGAAACUAUCACACUUUCUUGUUCUGGAAAAAAAUGAUCUUCAGAUAAACAGGUAACAGGUACUAUGAUAGGGUGUAGAUUAAAUAAGAGCUAUUUACUUCACAGUAAGAAAUGGUGGCGAACAUGAUGGAAUCUGGGAUUAUAAUAAUUCCCAAAUAUAAAUGGUACUUUAUGUGGUACUUUCACCCUCAUGACUAUAUCGCAGAACAUCCCCUGAAUCAGUAGGUUUCCCUCACAACUCUCCUACAUUAUAAGUGAAUGUUUCUAACAUGUGAAUUGUCGUGGAUUCAAAGUGAAUUUAAAGGCAGCACUGUCACUAUUUGGGGACUUCCGACAGUUAAGUCUCCACUGGAGGUUCCGUUGGCAGGGUGGACAUGUAAGGGUGAGAUUUACUUACGAGCACGGCCAUCUUUAUUCGGUAGGUCCUCUUGGACGCCAACGUCACUGCUGUGCUCUCACACAUGCGUGAGAGUACAGUAUUGAUGUCUAUGGAGAUCUUUCCAAAGACACAGCCAUCACUGGUGACAGCUGUCAGGAUGACACUAGACACUGCCCUGAGUUUAAGAAAGUCAAGCGGAGGAGAAAUACAAAUACUCCCUACUUUAUCUCUGUUAUAUUUCAGAAUUAGCAUUUCAUAAAGAUUCUAUUUUACAUGAAAUACACAUUUUUCUGGGGAUAGAGGAGGUUGGGGGGCAGUGGUGGGGGUGUGGGGGGGACAGUGACGCUUUAGAUAUCUAAAACCUGCCUGACAGAAAGCCACAUACAGUUACUGGUAUUUCACUCACGUAGGUGUUUUUUUACAAUGAAAUCCUGCUUUGUUUCACAAGCCCCCCUUGAUUUGUUAAAGGUUUGGUUUGCUGUAGAGAAUAACAGGAAGCAGAGAGAACGUGUCCUGAAAUUGAUGUAAAAGGAGCACAGAGUAUGUGGUUUAAAAACAGCUGAUUUUUGUGAGUGAAAAUGUGUCAGAGUUCAUGGAAAUUCAUAUAAAUAUAGAAACGAAUCAAAUAAAGUAUGUAACACUACAUGUAGACCAGCAAUGCAUGUAAUGCAGCAGGUCCGGUAUGAUGUAUUCGAGAUCAGGAAGGAGGUUCAGCGCUGAUAGGAAAACAGAGAAUAUGACAGCAAGGCAGCACACCUAUGGAAAAGGGGAAUCCCCUCUAAGCCCCUUGGAAUACAAUGGAGAGAAAAGCACAAAUAAGGGUGCGCCUAAGACAAGUAGAAUGAGUGUAUAAAAAUAUGUAUCAGAGAGUCCAAGCAGCGAUACCUAGAAAGUGAAAUAUAAAUAAUCCACAUAUGCAGGAGGUAGUCCUAGUGCUACAUAAAAUGGUAUGUUGAAGUCCCAGAUGUAUAUGUAGUAAUGCUUUCAAUGCAGCAGGUAGGGUAGUAGGUAUUUAAUGCAGCAGGUAUGGUAAUAAUGUAAUUGAUGCCAAAGGUAUGGUAAUAAUGCAAUUAAUGCAGCAGGAGUGGUAAUUGUUAUGCUACACUUGGAAACAGGCAAUUCAAGGAACACAACUGCAGAUAAUUUUAGGCGUACUGUAGCUUUAAGAGAAUUGAGGAGGUCAAUUUAGAAGCUAAGAUACUUUUUUUAAGUUUAACUUCCAAUAUCUCCAAUAAUGAUGAAUAUAGUAGACAGUUGCAGUUAUUAGUGAGAACAGUAUAGUUGCAGCUUGUAAAGAAAUCGGUGGAUGGCGUAUGGGUGGUAUAAUCCCCACCUUAGGAUUCUUGGUUACAGUUCACAAGCUAUGGACAGAAAAAGGGGUAGUGAGUAAGUGAGGAGUACUGAAUAAAAUAAACUUGCAAAUAGUAAAAUAAUUAAAGCAUUAAUAACUAAGUAAGUAAUAAUGCAAUACAGUCAGUAGGUAUGGUAAUAAUGCAAUUAAUGCAGCAGGUGUGGUAAUAAUGCAAUACAGUCAGUAGGUAUGGUAAUAAUGCAAUUAAUGCAGCAGGUGUGGUAAUAAUGCAAUACAGUCAGUAGGUAUGGUAAUAAUGCAAUUAAUGCAGUAGGUAUGGUAAUAAUGCAAUUAAUGCAGCAGGUGUGGUAAUAAUGCAAUUAAUGCAGUAGGUAUGGUAAUAAUGCAAUUAAUGCAGCAGGUGUGGUAAUAAUGCAAUUAAUGCAGCAGGUGUGGUAAUAAUGCAGUUAAUGCAGCGGGUGUGGUAAUAAUGCAAUUAAUGCAGCGGGUGUGGUAAUAAUGCAGUUGAUACAGCAGUUUACUAAAACUCGCUACAUGUUCAGAAUUCAGAUAAAGACACUGCCUACUGCGAGGGCUUUUUGCUCUGGAAAUUAAAUAGACUUCAUUCUGGAUCCCAAGGGGGCUGAAACCCAGGGCGAUGUCCCUUCUCCAGAGACUGUAAAAAUUGUUUCAUGGUUUGUAUUAAAGCAUCCCAUUCAGGUAAGACCCCUGCGCCAAGACCCCCUAAAGCACACCCAGGUAAACCAGCGUACUCACCAGCAGCAAUGGAAUGUGAAGGCAGCUGCGGCCCCAUAACCUGGUCACCAGGUUGCAGCGGACCCACAGGAGCUGUAACCGCAGGAGGGACUGCACCAGCGACAGCGUCAGAGAACCGCACAGUGAGGCGACCAGGGUCCAUCUGUGAAGAGAGUAAAGGUGAAAAGGAACCCAACCCUCCCACCCCCGCUGUGAAAGCGCCUGGAGAGGCGGAUGGGAAACCAGCAGGCGUAGGGCCAGGAGGGGUAGAAUGGGACCCAUCAACGAGAGUGCCUGGAGCAGGAAGUGACAGUCCGGGAUGAUGGGGAGGGGGGGCAGGUAAGCCAUGAUGGGCCCCCACCAUGAGAGGGCCAGCUGAUGGGGCAGUGUGCCAGGGGCAGGUCCAGUAGGACCAGAAAGGGCCCCAGCUGCGAGGGGGCCAGGUGAGGAGGAGGGGAGGAGGGAAGGGACAGAUACAGUGGAAAGGGGGGGAGUGCCAACCACUAAGGGACCAACUGUUGGUGGAGGGGCAUUAGGAAAUGUGACAGGUGCAGGCCCAGGGGAGGCAGAGAGGGAAGGUAGAGCAGGAGGGGAGCUGCUAUGGGGGUGAGGCGAUCCAGCCUCCUUACCACGGCCCCCUGAACCCCCCCCGGAAACAACCCUGCCGACCUGCCGCCUACUCACCCGACCGGAAGAAUGGGUUAGCAACCCACGGAUCGCCGGAGCCCCAACCCGCGAAGAUCUUGUAGCUGGUGCCCUCCUGUCCAAAGGUCUCGCGGCCGCCCUCCGCAAAGCCCGCGAGACCGGAGGGGAUGGAGUGUUGGGGGCAGCGUGGCCCGCAUCCGACCGCUGCGUGGCCACCUGCCGGCCUCCCCGAGCCCUGCUCGGGGAGGAGGUGCUAGGAGCGCGGGAAACCUCGCCGGCCGCGGCCGCAUGGGAACUGGCACGCGGCCCGGCCACAGGGCUCCUGCUCCUGCCCCUCACCCGACCCUCCCGCGAGGGGCUAUACCGGGUGGGGGGGGUGACUGGAGCCAGAGGGAGCAGCCACCCCAGCAGCACCCUGCAGACGCGUCAGCUGGGACUGCAGGUGCCGUCCACCAUCCUGAAGGGCCUCAGCCCGGAGGGCAGACAAUAUGGAUUCAAUAUCCAUCGCCCUGGCCGUGAGACAAGCAGUGGUAACAGGCAGCAAGGAGGGAAGAUGUUACCAGCCGUUUAUUCUAAGAUGGCUGAGGUAAGGGACAAAAUGACUGCCCUUUAUAUGACCCCACCCCACCUCUAGCCUAAGUGACACCCCCCCCACAUGUGACACCUACACCCACCACACCCACACAUGCCUCCUAUCCGGCUAGCUUUCAGCCCGCCUCCUCUGGGCCUUUCUGGAUCCCUGAUGCAUUUCUGACACUUGGGUGAUGGCUCCUAGCUGGACAGGAAGUCAUUGAGGAAUUAAAACCAAGUUCUGUGCAGCCAAUAAUAAAAAGGAAGAAUUAAUGUCAGUGAAAAAAUUAUAUAUAAACCUCUAUUUGUGAGUGGACAGAUUGGAGAGUUAAACGCCCUCAGCCUAAUACUGGCAAAGCCUCAUGGGAGCCAGGGCUUGCAUUGUUACUUAAUGACAGAAUGUAAAGGAAUUGAGUCCGUAUUGUCUUAAUAAUUAGAUUGGAGAGUUAAACCCCCUCAGCCUAAUACUGGCAAAGCCUCAUGGGAGCCAGGGCUUGCGCUGUUACUUAAUGACAGAAUGUAAAGGAAUCGAGUCCGUAUUGUCUUAAUAAUUAGAUUGGAGAGUUAAACCCCCUCAGCCUAAUACUGGCAAAGCCUCAUGGGAGUCAGGGCUUGCAUUGUUACUUAAUGACAGAAUGUAAAGGAAUCGAGUCCGUAUUGUCUUAAUAAUUAGAUUGGAGAGUUAAACCCCCUCAGCCUAAUACUGGCAAAGCAUCAUGGGAGCCAGGGCUUGCAUUGUUGUUACUUAAUGACAGAAUGUAAAGGAAUCGAGUCCGUAUUGUCUUAAUAAUUAGAUUGGAGAGUUAAACCCCCUCAGCCUAAUACUGGCAAAACAUCAUGGGAGCCAGGGCUUGCGCUGUUACUUAAUGACAGAAUGUAAAGGAAUCGAGUCCGUAUUGUCUUAAUAAUUAGAUUGGAGAGUUAAACCCUCUCAGCCUAAUACUGGCAAAGCAUCAUGGGAGUCAGGGCUUGCAUUGUUACUUAAUGACAGAAUGUAAAGGAAUCGAGUCCGUAUUGUCUUAAUAAUUAGAUUGGAGAGUUAAACCCCCUCAGCCUAAUACUGGCAAAGCAUCAUGGGAGUCAGGGCUUGCAUUGUUACUUAAUGACAGAAUGUAAAGGAAUCGAGUCCGUAUUGUCUUAAUAAUUAGAUUGGAGAGUUAAACCCCCUCAGCCUAAUACUGGCAAAGCCUCAUGGGAGUCAGGGCUUGCAUUGUUACUUAAUGACAGAAUGUAAAGGAAUCGAGUCCGUAUUGUCUUAAUAAUUAGAUUGGAGAGUUAAACCCCCUCAGCCUAAUACUGGCAAAGCAUCAUGGGAGUCAGGGCUUGCAUUGUUCGGAAUCCUGUGCGUCUUAAUAAUUAGAUUGGAGAGUUAGCCCUCUCAACUAAUACUGGCAAAACAUCAUAAGGAACCAGGGCUUUGCAUUGUUACUUAAUGACAGAAUGUAAAGGAAUGAGUCAGUAUUGUCUUAAUAAUUAGAUUGGAGGAUUAAACCUCAGCCUAAUACUGGAAAAGCAUCAUGAGUCAGGGCUUGCAUUGUUACUUAAGGACACACUAUAGUGCCAGGAAAACAUACUCGUUUUUCCUGCUUCAUAUAUGAAAGUGCCCCCACCUCAGGGGACCCCCCUCCAUGACUCUGGAAAGGGGAAAGAGUUUUAAGCUUACCUUUUCCAGCGUAGGUAGGAGGCUCUCUCCCUUCUCUCUCCUCCUCCCGUUCCUUGUCGGCUAGUCGCCGCCUUGGCGGCAAGAGCUGCGCGCGCAUUCAGCCGGUCUCAUAGGAAAGCAUUUACAAUACUUUCCUAUGGACGCUGGCGUGCUCUCACUGUGAAAAUCACAGUGAGAAGCACGCAAGCGCCUCUAGUGGCUGUCAAUGAGACAGCCACUAGAGGCUUUGGGGGAAGGCUUAACUGCUAUGAAAACUCUGAAACUGCUAUGUUUAUUAAAAAAUGGGUUAACCCUAGCUGGACCUGGCACCCAGACCACUUCAUUAAGCUGAAGUGGUCUGGGUGCCUAGAGUGGUCCUUUAAUGAUAGAAUGUAAAGGAAUAGAGUCCGUAUUGUCUUAAUAAUUAGAUUUGAGAGUUAAACCCUCUCAGCCUAAUACUGGCAAAGCAUCAUGGGAGUCAGGGCUUGCAUUGUUACUUAAUGACAGAAUGUAAAGGAAUCGAGUCCGUAUUGUCGUAAUAAUUAGAUUGGAGAGUUAAACCCCCUCAGCCUAAUACUGGCAAAGCAUCAUGGAAAUCAGGGCUUGCAUUGUUAUCUAAUGGCAGAAUGUAAAGGAAUCGAGUCUGUAUUGUCUUAAUAAUUAGUGUGGAUGCAGAACCGAUGUUCUGUCCGAUUCAGUGACCCAUUAGAUUGUGUGCAGUAGGCCUACUGUGGGACACCCUGUACAAAGUAAGGACAGGAAGAGCCCAAAUUAUGGCAAUGUAGAAAUGGCAGGAAAUCAAAUUUUAGAAUUUCAAGUAAAUCUUGUAUGGAAUAAAUACAAUUAAUAUCAGUAUAAACAUAUCAGAAAAUCCAAUUAGUAAUGAUCAAAUGAAGCAAAUGGCCCAUCGAUAUAGUGAGUACUAGUUAUUCACAAUGAUUUCAUUGCAGAUAACUUACAAUGCUGUUUGAUGUAUCCAAGUGAAUGUAACAUUAUCAUGGUUUACAUUGCAAAAUAAAAAGUACACAUAAUGUAUCAGGAGUAAAUCCUCUUUGUUCUCCAAUUAUUUAAAACAUUAAUAAAAUGUCCCACUCAAACAGGACUGGCUGUAUCUUUUAUUCUAAAACCGUUUCUUUACUUCCAAAAUGUAAUGGCAUUCUAUAAAAACAGAAUAUGACUUACUGAGAUCCUGUAUUUAUGAAAUGCUUUUACAUACUGGAAAAAAAUUAAGAUUUUAAAAUAAAAUCUACAGCAUGAAACAUUCAUUAACGGUUUAAAAUCACUAUUGAAUGUGUGCUUGUGGAGUCACACAGGAAGGCCUGUUACCUUGUACUUAAAGCAGCUGCAAUAAACUAAGUUCUACUAUGUUACAAAAAGAGGGGGGAAAAAAUGGAUUUACAAAAUCACGUUCUGUCUUUAUAUUGAAGUGCAUUAAGAAUGUUCUCUGACGAUGCCUCGACUUACGCUGUAACUCCAGUGGCAUGUGUUUCUAUACACUCUAUACUCUAGACAUAUCAUUCCCCAUUUUAUCAUAUUUUUUUUUUUUUCAAGAAAGCUCUCUCUUCCACCUAUUUCCAUCUAUUGCUUGCUUUUUCUUACUGACACAGUUUGUAAAGCCUGUGAUGAUUCCUUCAUUUACGUCUCUUCCAGAUGAAAAUAAAACAUCCCAUAAGCCACGGACAUUGGGUCACUGUUUCUGUUCGGAUAACUCCACCAGCGUAGAUCUUCAUACCACAGCCUGGAUUGUCCUUGGAAGCCGCGUAUCUUCAGCCUUGUUGUCCCUGAUUAUGCUUGGCAGUUUGCAUUUGUAUCUAAGUCAACCGAGGAGAUAUAAAAGGAGGAAGAUAUUGGCACCAGAUAGAUGUUAUUAAAGGCACACUCCAAGCACGACAAUGACACAUGCUCAUUUCAAAUGUUAUUUGGCAAUGAGGUUCCUGAUCACAAUGUACCAAUCCAUUUGCUCAUAGCUGCCCUGGUUUAGAAAAAUCCAGACACUCUCAACCAUCAUCAAUAGAAGACGUCUUCCACCAGGAUUAAUUUACUUAUUCUGGCAGUGUCCAGAGUCCAACCCAAUAGAAGUCUUCUCCUCCUCUGAGAGUUUCCUUCAUUCAUUAAAAAACCCAUGGAUAGAAUGACCAUUGUACACCUAAUACACAAAUACUCUGGGACAAUCAUGGUAUACAUUGAUGGCAUUAUGUGAUAAGUGAUCAGAGUAUAGAAUAAGGACAUGAUGUCAUAGGAAAUCAGAUGAUAUAAUAACUGUAUGAUGCAAUAAGAGAUCACAUUGUACAAUAACUGUAUGAUUAUUAUUUAUAAAAGGAAAAGAAAAAAGGAGAAAGAACUACUGC
Messenger RNA from Pelobates cultripes (western spadefoot toad), 32888 nucleotides. The record is from the annotation of a GenBank genome assembly. Lineage: Eukaryota; Metazoa; Chordata; Amphibia; Anura; Pelobatidae.